Molecule: messenger RNA, 1296 nt
Organism: Diutina rugosa
Lineage: Eukaryota; Fungi; Ascomycota; Pichiomycetes; Serinales; Debaryomycetaceae
Product: NEDD8-activating protein
Exons: 1
Coding region: 1-1296 (431 amino acids)
Biological process (GO): protein neddylation
Cellular component (GO): cytoplasm; nucleus
Molecular function (GO): NEDD8 activating enzyme activity
Source: RefSeq, a predicted model, not a curated record
AUGGCACGAAUUGGACCCAUCGAUGAUUUACUUCGGAAUCGGGGCCCAUACACUUCGAAAGAGGUUCCAGAUGACUUCACUCUUGAUGAUUACAAGCUGGGUCUCAAUGGGAAGGUGUUAGUUGUCGGAGCUGGAGGACUCGGUUGCGAGAUCAUCAAGAACUUGGCUAUGUGUGGAUUCAAAUCCAUCGACGUGAUAGACAUGGACACAAUCGAUAUCUCCAACUUAAAUCGUCAAUUCUUGUUUCGGGACGAGGACAUUGGGAAGUCGAAGGCUGAAGUCGCAUGCGUUGCCGUAGCUAAAGUCGUGAAUGCAAAAAUUGGACCAAUUAACCGCCUGGCUGAAGUUGAGAAUGAAGAAGAUGGGGCAGUUUUAACCCCCCAUUUUUGUACAAUUCAAGGGAUGCCGAUAGAGUGGUACCAGCUGUUUGACUUGGUUAUCUGUGGCCUAGACAGUGUUGAGGCACGAAGAUGGAUGAACGCUACAUUACAUGCAUUCCUCCCUGAACGCAUUAUUCCCAUGAUCGAUGGCGGCACUGAAGGGUUUCGUGGUCAAGCAAGAGUCAUUAUUCCCGGGCAUUCUCUGUGCUAUGAGUGUACAUUAUUCACAGUCGCUCCGAAGGUAACAUAUCCUGUUUGUACCAUUGCGAAUACCCCUCGUCUUCCUGAACAUUGCAUAGAGUGGGCAUCUCAACUAGCAUGGCCUAGGCACUUUCCAGAUAGAUCAUUUGAUGGUGAUGAUCCCGAGGAUGUUGACUGGAUGUUUGAAACAGCAAAAAAAAGGGCAGAGCUGUUUGGUAUAUCGGGAGUGACCCGGCAGCUAACGCUUGGUGUUGUCAAGAACAUCAUUCCAGCUAUUGCUCUGACAAAUGCAAUCAUUGCUGCUCUGUGUUGUAACGAAGCUUUCAAGCUUAUGACGAACUCAAAUCCUUUACUUGAUAACUACAUGAUGUACUCUGGAGAUCAAGGGAUCUAUACCUACACGUUUGCCACUAGCAAAACCAAAGACUGCGCUGUUUGUGGCAAUCAAGCAAAACAACUUAAAGUGCCGCGAGGCUGGACCUUGGAAGAGUUCCUUGAGCAUCUAACGACAGUUCAAAAUAUUCAAGUGAUGAGACCAUCAGUAGCAACCAAAUCCAAGCAAUUGUACCUACAGAGCCCGCCACUGCUUGAAGAAGCUACUAGACCAAAUCUUAUGAAGACUCUUUCGUCGUUGAUCGAUGAGCAUGAAGAGAUGAUUUUAACAGAUCCAGCAUUACCUAUAACAAUGAAAUUGAUCGUCAAGUUCACAGGUUGA